UGAGCCUCUUGACGGUGUGUGGAUGUAGAGGUGAACAGCACUGCUCAUAGUUUGAAGAUCGACGGAUAACCGUCUUUUGUGACCUUGGAUCUUUUCAGAGGCUGAAGCUGGAUUCCAGCAGAGACACGUGGUCCAGAGUGACAAGGCCAUCUGCUGUAGCGCCAGCACUGCAGUAAGAGGGAGGCAGGGGAAAGAUGAAGGGGUGUUUUGGGGUGGGGGGUGAGUGUACAGAGAAUUCCUCCCCCUUGGGUGCAGAGGGAGUAGAUAUUCUGGGAGAUCAUUGCCAGCACCUUGGAUUGAGACUUAUUUCUUUAGUGUCUCUUUUUAUUUUUUACUUCAGCCUUCUUUCCAGGCUUUCUGAAGCGACUGAGGUUGGGUCUUUAAUAUCAAGAGAUAAUGGUUUUGUGAUUCUUAUGUGUUUUCAAAGUGAUGAGCAAUGGAAAUCUGGACUCUGAAGACGUUGAAAGCAGUGGAUCCAGUUUCUUCAACAUUUCUUUGCACUCAAAGCUGAGAGUUGUGGAUCAGCGACGCAAGUGGGUGGAUUUUUGCUAACGCGUCUUUUGAGUUGACGGUGAAAGACAAAAACACAGUACACUUGUGCUUCCCCAGAGGGCCGAAGAGCCAAGCAGAUGGUUAUUUUUAUGAGGGACUUUGUAGCAGAAAUGGGUCAGGACCAAACCAAACAGCAGAUUGAGAAGGGACUGAAGCUUUAUCAGGCAAAUGACACAGAAAAGGCUUUAUAUGUCUGGAUGAAAGUGUUAAGGAAGACCACUGAUCCUGGGGGGAAAUUUCGAGUUUUAGGUUGUCUGAUCACAGCACAUUCGGAAAUGGGAAAAUACAAGGAGAUGCUACAGUACUCCCUAGCUCAGAUAAACACAGCCAGAGAGAUGGAGGACCCGGACUACCUGACGGAGGGCUACUUGAAUCUGGCACGCAGCAAUGAGAAGCUUUGUGAAUUCCAGAAGACGGUCUCAUAUUGUGAGACCUGCUUAAACAUGCAGGGCACCACUGUUAGCCUACAGCUCAACGGGCAAGUGUGUUUGAGCAUGGGCAAUGCCUACCUGGGCCUUAGCGUUUUCCAAAAGACUCUAGUGAGCUAUGAGAAGGCCCUGCGAUAUGCUCACAACAACGAUGACAAGAUGCUGGAGUGCCGGGUCUGCUGUAGUUUGGGCAACUUCUACAUCCAUCUUAAGGAUUAUGAGAAAGCACUCUUCUUUCCUUGCAAAGCAGCUGAACUCGUGAAUGACUAUGGUAAGGGAUGGAGUCUCAAGUACCGUGCCAUGAGCCAGUAUCAUAUGUCAGUGGCCUACAGGAAGCUGAUGCGCUUAGCAGAUGCAAUGGAAUGCUGUGAGGAAUCAAUGAAGAUUGCAUUGCAGCAUGGAGACCGGCCCCUUCAGGCACUGUGUCUGCUUAACUUUGCUGAUAUUCAUCGCUGUCAGAAAGAUGUUGAUAAAGCAUUCCCUCGCUAUGAGUCCUCCAUGUGCAUAAUGUCAGAGACUGGCAACCGCCUUGGACAAGCAUCCAUCUACGUUGGUGUGGGGAAGUGCUGGAUUCUGCAGAAGGAAUAUGAUAAGGCUUUGGACUCAUUGCAAAGAGCACAUGAUCUGGCCGAGGCGAUUGGAAACAAGCUGUGUAUCCUGAAGGUGCACAGUCUGUGUGAAGGCAUCUACCGCUGUAAGGAGCAGCAGGAGGAGUUGAGAGAGCAGGUGGUGAAGUUCCUGCAGUGUGUAGAAGAGCUAGAGCUCUACUGUGGCAUGUGUGGGGAGUCUAUUGGAGAGAAGAACCAGCAGCUGCAGGCAUUGCCCUGCUCUCACAUUUUCCACCUAAAGUGUCUGCAGACAAACGGCACAAAGGGCUGUCCAAAAUGUCAUCGUUCCUCAGUUAAGCUGGGUUUUGUAUGAGAUUACACUCCUGCCUUGGACAAAACGGCAGAAUCCCAUCGCAGUGACCCAUCUGGGAGCAAAAGUUCCAGGGCCUUCUUUCAGGAAGCUUUCUAACUGGACAAACAGAGAGUUUCUGAUAUUUCCCUCCUGUCUUUAUGGUAACAGG
Molecule: messenger RNA, 2049 nt
Organism: Carassius carassius (crucian carp)
Lineage: Eukaryota; Metazoa; Chordata; Actinopteri; Cypriniformes; Cyprinidae
Product: 43 kDa receptor-associated protein of the synapse-like
Exons: 8
Coding region: 630-1901 (423 amino acids)
Biological process (GO): chemical synaptic transmission
Cellular component (GO): synapse
Molecular function (GO): protein-membrane adaptor activity; acetylcholine receptor binding
Source: RefSeq, a predicted model, not a curated record